AUGGUGGUGACGGUCUCCAGAGCGACCCUCGAGUCCCUCCGUUGGUGGCUCGACCCGGAGAUCGUGUGUGCCGGGGUCCCGUUCCACCCUCCGCGCCCGUCUGCCACGGACGCCUCGGCGCUCGAUGUUUAUAAUGAGGUUGUUUCCCUCCUGGUGCACAUAGCUGACCAAGAUAAGGACAGAAUUGCCCUCAGGAUUGCCUCUAUAGCUAAGACCAAGCUGGCUAGUGUUGCGAGAGUUCUGCUGGAGAAACUGCAACAGGAUAAGCAAAACAGAGUAGCCAUUUACUAUAUCCUGGAGGGGGUGUUACAGCAGGACACCGGGGGCCUAGAGAUAAGGCUAGUGAAAAACAUUGUAAGCCUAGCCUCAGACCAGAUGAGAGAGACUCAGGAAGCAACAAAUGAAGUAAAAGUGGCAGCUAGCAACACGUUAGUGACUCUGGCAAGCUGCUAUUUUGAUCAUGUCAUGUAUGAGCUGCGCUGUCAUCUGAAACCACCGAAGCUGCCUGAAGAGUUUAUUUUAGUUACGCUGGGCAACCUGUCAUCAGCCUAUGCACGUAAGUGUAUCCCUUUUGUGAGAGUGACCCUGAACACCAUGUUCUCCAUGCUGGAGUUCGUCAAGGACGGCAGGCUGAGACAAGCAUUUUGCGGUGUUCUGGAACAAUGGUCAAGGGCAGUACGUCUCUUUUUGGCUAACUGGGAAAAGUGCUCAUUCCCCAAAGUGGGCCAAUUGCGACUCUGCAAUCAUUUUCUUCCCGUCUACACUCAUGUGAUCAGCAACUGGCUGACUUGUGAGGAGCCGGAGGUGAGAAUUGCUGGUUCUCUAAACCUUUAG
Mauremys mutica (yellowpond turtle) is the source of this 834-nucleotide messenger RNA. Its product is annotated as maestro heat-like repeat-containing protein family member 2A. The transcript has 6 exons. The record is from RefSeq and is a predicted model, not a curated record. Gene Ontology annotation, cellular component: cytoplasm. Bases 1 to 834 code for a protein of 277 amino acids. NCBI's taxonomy places the organism in Eukaryota, Metazoa, Chordata, Testudines, Geoemydidae.